Molecule: messenger RNA, 396 nt
Organism: Staurois parvus
Lineage: Eukaryota; Metazoa; Chordata; Amphibia; Anura; Ranidae
Source: the annotation of a GenBank genome assembly
GAGCAGCUCAGGGAGCACGCAGCGCAGCGAUCGGCAGUAUCACCGAUCACAGAAAGAGCCAAAGAUUUCGGCUUGGUCAUGUGAUCAGCUGUGUCCAAUCACAGCUGAUCACAUGGCACUGAUGAUCAGUGUGCCCUGAUGAUCAGUGUAGCCCCAGCAGCGCCACCUGUCAGUGUCCAUCAGUGCCUUGUGUCAGUGCUCAUCAGUGCCUCGUGCCAGUGCCCAUCAGUGCCACAUCAAUGCCACAUAUCAAUGCCUACCAGUGCCCAUCAAUGCCAAAUAUCAGUGUCCAUCUGAGCUGCCUUUCAGUUUCACCUAUCAGUGCCAGUCAGUGCCACCUAUCAAUGCCAAUCAGUGCCACCUAUCAGUGCUGCCAGUCAGUGCCGCCUAUCAGUG